GGAAAAGAGUGCUGGACUUGAAAUCUAGAGACCUGUGUUUGAAUCUCAGCUCCAAUGCUUAUAAGCAGUGCAAAUAUGGAUGAAAUCAUUGGGGGUGAAGAAUCAAAACCACAUUCCCGCCCUUACAUGGCGCUUCUGGAAAUCCAGAAGUAUGGUUACCAAUACCGCUGUGGUGGGUUCCUGAUUCGGAGGGACUUUGUGAUGACAGCAGCCCAUUGUGCAGGAGACUCCAUCACAGUCAUUCUUGGAGCCCACAACACCACAAAGAGAGAGGCGACUUGGCAGACCCUUAAGGUAAAGCAUCAAUUUCCUCACCCAGGAUACAACCCAUCCAAGAUUAUCCAUGACAUCAUGUUACUAAAGCUGGAAGAGAAAGCCAAACUGACUAUGGCAGUGGGGACUCUCCCCCUGCCCUCAACAUUCAAUUGUAUCUCACCUGGAAGAAUAUGUCGAGCAACUGGCUGGGGAAGGACAGGAGUAAUAGCCCCAGUAUCAGAAACUUUACAGGAGGUAAAACUGAGACUAAUGGAUCCUGUUAACUGCAGAGGGUAUCACGAUUUUGAUGAGAAAUUCCAGUUGUGUGUGGGAAACCCCAAGUCGAUUAAAUCAGCUUACAAGGGAGAUUCUGGAGGACCCCUCAUUUGUUCUGGUGUGGCCCAAGGCAUUGUCUCCUAUGGACGAUGGGAUGCAAAACCUCCUGCCGUCUUCACUCGAAUUGCCCAUUACCGCCCCUGGAUCAAUCAAAUCCUAAAAUCAAAUUAGCUCUGUGGCCUUGGCUCAGCUAAAGGAGUGUCCAUCCUAGGGCCGAACUAUCCAUCCUCUCUAUACCCCUCACACUAGGACUGCCCCAGUGUCUGCCCAGCUUCAUCCCAGAGCCAAAGGUGGGGAUGGGGAUUGGGGGUUAGGGUAGGGAGGUAAAGAGUGUCCAACUGGACACUGUACUGAAAGUUAUGACUUCAA
This is a messenger RNA of Trichosurus vulpecula (common brushtail), 960 nucleotides long. It is a transcript of the gene CMA1, whose product is annotated as chymase 1. The coding region runs from base 55 to 762 and encodes 235 amino acids. Gene Ontology annotation, molecular function: serine-type endopeptidase activity. NCBI's taxonomy places the organism in Eukaryota, Metazoa, Chordata, Mammalia, Diprotodontia, Phalangeridae. Gene Ontology annotation, biological process: proteolysis. Gene Ontology annotation, cellular component: cytoplasm; intracellular membrane-bounded organelle. The record is from RefSeq and is a predicted model, not a curated record. The transcript has 5 exons.